AGGGGAGGGGGAAGGAAGGCGGUGGGGGAGGGGUGACCCUGGGAGAUCCCUUUACUCUGACGGUCUCCUCCUCCCUUCCAGAGCCUGUUCUGUCUCUAAGCUUCCUAGGGGACCAGGGAGACAGUUCCCCCUCUCUUACGAGGCCCCCAAACCAGGGCUCGAAGCCACUUGGCUCUGAAUUGAGAUGGGGGAGGGGGCAGCAACUGGGUGUUGAGAGAGAGGAGGACGACCCUUCUCCGUCCAGUCCCCCAAAUUCCUUUUCAGGGUCAGCCCUGCCAGGCAGACAGCAAGCCUGAGAGGCAGUGGAGGGUUGGGUGGGACCUCAACCUAUUGGGUGAUGACCUUGGUUGUUUUUCCCCCUUCAACCCCCCCCCCCAUUCCCAGUCAGGAUGCUCAGAAACUCGGGGCUCACUUGGAUACCUGGGACACACCGAAGCAGGCGGAGCCAGCCAGGGGUAAGAGUGACCCGGGCGGCCUCAGUUCUCAGCCCGCGCGUCCUGGGCCCAGGCGGCGGCGGUCCAUGGCAGACCCCGCACCCCCAGCCCCGGCCGCGGCCCCAACGCCGGCCCAGGCCCCCGGCAAAAAGGAGCUGAAGAUCGUGAUCGUGGGGGACGGAGGCUGCGGGAAGACCUCGUUGCUGAUGGUUUACAGCCAGGGGGCCUUCCCGGAGCACUACGCCCCUUCGGUCUUCGAGAAGUACACCACCAGUGUGACCCUGGGCAGCAAGGAGGUGGUCCUGAACCUCUAUGAUACAGCAGGUCAGGAAGACUACGACCGUCUUCGUCCACUGUCGUACCAGAACACUCACCUUGUCCUCAUUUGCUACGACGUCAUGAAUCCCACCAGCUAUGACAAUGUGCUCAUUAAGUGGUACCCUGAGGUCACUCACUUCUGCCACGGGACACCUAUGGUUCUCAUCGGCUGCAAGACUGACUUGAGAAAGGACAAGGAGCAGUUGCGGAAGCUACGAGCUGCUGACCUAGAACCCAUCACCUAUGCCCAGGGUGAGAGUGCCUGCCAACAGAUGAAGGCAGCCCUGUACCUGGAGUGUUCGGCCAAGUUCCGUGAGAAUGUAGAGGACGUGUUCCGAGAAGCCACCAAGGUCGCCCUUAGUGCCCUCAAGAAGGCCCAACGAAAGAAGAAACGGCAUAUCUGUUUGCUGCUGUGAUGGGAUCCCAGGUCCUGGACAGCUCGGGCUGGCUGUCUUGGUCUCCCCAGUCUCCUAUGGAGCUAGUGGCUGGGGAGGGAGGGGGGAGGGUGACGCCAGUGCAGCUUUGGGAAGGCACCUUAGACCCCAUCCCCAAGGGACUCCUUUCCUAGCUCUGAGUCAGCGCAAAGCUGCGAGAUUCCCAGAGCAGGGCACAGAGUGCCUCCCAUGGAACAUGGCCCUGAAUGAUUCCUUUCUGCCUGGUUGGAGCCGAUGACUCCCAACCAGUCUCUUGGGUUUGGCCCUCAUGCUGAAAAUGGGGUCUGGAGGCUAACUGGCUCACGCAAUCAACCCACAUUCACUUAUUAACAAGCACCUACGUACCAGGCUCUGUGCUAGGUGUUGGGGCUACAAAGAUAAUGAAACCCUAUCCUCAAGCAGCCCCCAUUCUAUCAGGCACUGGGGAGAAAGGAGCCAUUGCUUAGGUCUAAGUGUCCGUGGGCCGCACAGGCAGCUCUGUUUUUCCCCUUCAUCCCAGGGAGGUUGGGGGAGGAGGGGGCGGUCAGCCACGCCCUCUGGGCUAAGCUCAGGACCAAUCCAGGGAGAAUGUGCGAGGGAAGCCAGACGUGGCCUCAGGGAGAAGGAAAAGCUCCCUAUCACUCGAAGGAUAAGCCACUUGGAGAGACCGAUGCCCGUCGCUGGCAGGAUGGAUGGUUGUCGAGGUGGAUUUUCACUGAGGUCUUCCUGCUUGUGUACAGAUUGGACCAGCUGACCUCUGAAAGCCUAUCUCGCCUAAUCUGUUAGUCACCCAGCUGAUGUACAGGACUCCUGCUGUCAGAGGCGAGUCUAACACAGACUCUGGAGUUCCCAAAACCCCUAUCUCACACCAUCUUGGCCACAUUCAGUUUGACAUUAAAAACCACCACUGGUACAAAAGAUA
Vombatus ursinus (common wombat) is the source of this 2087-nucleotide messenger RNA. RefSeq names its product ras homolog family member F, filopodia associated (gene RHOF). The record is from RefSeq and is a predicted model, not a curated record. Lineage: Eukaryota; Metazoa; Chordata; Mammalia; Diprotodontia; Vombatidae. Gene Ontology annotation, molecular function: GTPase activity; GTP binding. Gene Ontology annotation, biological process: small GTPase-mediated signal transduction; cell migration.